UCAUUAAUAAAAAAGAAUUCAAGCAAUAUACAUGCAUAUUUCAAAAUUCUAAAUACUUUUAUUAUUCAAAAAACGUCAGUGAUGUGUGUCCUCAAAAACAAUCGACUGUUAAGAAUUUGUGCCAUAAUCUGUUUUUCAAUUGUAGCAAGGACGCACUCACUUCAAUGUUUAGGGAAAAGUGGGAAUUACGAAUGUUGUAACGGGUAUAUGUGGAACGAAACAUUGAGGAACUGUGACACAAGAUGCCUCCCUGGAUAUUUCGGUGAUAACUGUACCAGACAUUGUAGUCCUGGUCGUUACGGGGAGGGAUGCUCCAACCUGUGUACACAAUGUGAACAGGACAAAUGCAAUGUAUCUUUUGGUUGUCCUGUAUCAACAACAGAAAUCCCUACGUCGAAAUCUUUUCGGGUACCAGUGAUGCAAAAACUGAAUCAGAGAAUUGAGAAUGAAUCAAUAGAUUCGCUCCCAAAGUCAAAUUCCAAGAUUUCAGGAGAAAAAACGCAAGACAUCCCAUGGCAAAUACUGUCUGUAGCAUUUUCCAUUGCAACGUUUGCCGUAGUAUUGCUGUACAUUACCAAAAGGAGCUGCGAAAAACCAAAAGCUGUGAUGGCGCCAGGAGAAAAUUCCAAGGUUACAUGGCCGAGCAACAUUGCGGAGGGACAAAAACUUGGGUACCAAAACUACCAACCUUUGCAUAAUGAAGCUGUGUUCAAUGGAACGGCCAAUGUGACCAUCAACAUGGACACUGAAGACAAGAACUUUACAGUUGUUAUGAAGACUGACCAAAAUGAUAGAGGGUUAACAAGACUGGAUACAACAGAGCCAAAAAGAAACAUGGGUAAUUCCAUAAAUGAAAGUGGAAAGAUUUAUGAAUCCUACAUAAACAGAGAAACCUUUUAAAUUUGGUUUGAACGUCAUACCUUAAAAAUAUCGAGUUUUCAGUUCUAAAUGCAGUUGUAAAAAGGGAAACAAAAUUCAUACUGUAAAUUAAUGUAUCACCACAAAGGAUUGACAAGAAAAUAAUUAUAUCUGUCAGCAAAGAACAGUUUGCAACGGAGACUUUACAAACUAAUAGAAUAUGGGAAUAACCCUUUUGGAGAUACACACUUAACCUAAUUUCAGUUAAAAAGACCUAGUACAGAAGGUGAUAUUAUCAUCUAACUUCUCCAUUUGAUGAAAAGACGAUAGUUUUAUUUACUAUAAUUAAUAUACAUGUAUAGGGAACUUUUCGCUAACCUUUUUCCUACCCCCUUGGUGUAUGUAAAGAGGAUUUAUUUAUUUUUUGGAGUCAGCCGAUCUUUUUAAAAUUACUUUCAGUGUUUUGAUUUGUGUUCCCACUGUAAUGUAAUAUGUGUAAUAUGACUUUGCACUGCAUUAUAAAUAUAUCUCUUUCAUUUACAGAAAUCAAGCUUGUUUACCACGUUUUAGAGAAAGCAAGCCAAUUAAAAUUGUGCAAAAAGUCAAACACAUACAACAUGUACAUGUAAUAAUAAUUGAGGAACAAAAGCAUACCAAUGAUUAAGAAAAGGUUUUUUUUUUUAUAGAUUUGAAAAAAAUAUAUAAAUUAUCUUGAAGUGUGUGCAAUGUUUUGUUACAUACAUUUGAUUAGUGUUAUGGUCUGUAAAAUGUAUUGAUGAGUUGCAGAGUGAUGGCCAUCAAGUGGUCAUUUCCUAUUUUACCAGUAAUGUAUCUUGCGCGUCUGAAAAACGAGAACAGGCCAUUAAAAAAAAUUAAGGACUUGUCUCACGCUUCAAAAUUAAGGACUUACGCUCAAAGAAAACAUGUACUAUAAAUGUUCCAUUCAGCAGUGAAAUCUUCUAGAAGAGAAUAUACUAGUAUGCAGAGAGGAGAUUUGCCUUGAACCUGAAGCUAGAUAACAAGAAUUUCCUGAAACACUAAUCAGGAGCUAAGUGGCAGUAUCGAAAAGAUUCUUUACUUUUCAAUCGAUUUAUAUUUACUAUUUGUUUUGUUGUCUUAUAUUGAUAACUGUAUAUAUUUUUGCAAAGAAUCUUGAAUGAUUUCGAAGGAAACCUUUAUCGGGUUGCUUGUUCAUUUUUUUUAUUUGUCAGCACUACAGCAUAUUUGCUCAGGUAACAUUUUGUUUUGAAUUCCUAUUUUAGCAAUAUACUUAUAACAAUAAAAAAUACUUGUUUAUAUGUAUAAAUUCCAAAACAAGCAACAUUAUAUUAACUGAUAAUAACUAAUAAUUCACAAAAUACAUCUAGUAGAAACUAUUAUGUGCUUAGAAUUCUAAUACCCGGUAUAACGUUUACUGAUACUCAUAUUGAACAUCUGCACAAUUCUUUCAUCAAUCAACUUAAUGAACAUAGAUGUUUCAUUUUAUUUUCUGCAUCUGUGCUAAUGCAUAAAUAUACAUGUACAUGUACUUAUAAUUUUCAAACGCCACUUUUUGUUAAUAUUCGUUGAAUUUGUCAUUUUCUUUUUAUAUAGAAUAAAUAAAAAAUAAAACACCCACGCACCUAACCUAAACUAUUUGUUGUUGUUUUUCAAGUUGGUCAAGAAAAGAUUUAUUAAGGAGGGGUUUAUGAGG
Molecule: messenger RNA, 2551 nt
Organism: Saccostrea cuccullata (small rock oyster)
Lineage: Eukaryota; Metazoa; Mollusca; Bivalvia; Ostreida; Ostreidae
Exons: 4
Coding region: 82-900 (272 amino acids)
Source: RefSeq, a predicted model, not a curated record